GAUUUAAUCAACCAUAUCACAAAGUCUGUCGUAUCACACAUCUAGAUGAAGAUGGAAAAUGCGUAUAAAAGCAAUCAUCUGCAGCAUCUAUAGCAUCAGUUACCAUUUAUUCAAACCCGGUUUAUCCAUAGAGUUUCGAAAUUAGCACAAUUAUGAGUCCCAGAGCAAAUUGGUUGCUUGUUCUUGCGGUAGUCGUUUGCACCUUAGCUCUGGCUGACGUUGGAUAUUCCAAUCCCACCGUUGAUCUCUUUGGCGGUUACGAAAUCGUCUCGGUGUGUAUGACCAAUUGUGCCCAGUGCAAGCGCAUGUAUGGAACGUUUUUCGAUGGACAGCUGUGUGCCGAAGCGUGCCUCGAAUUCAAGGGCAAGAUUAUUCCCGACUGCGAGGACAUCGGAUCGAUAGCGGGCUUCCUGAACCGGGCCGAAUUGAAAAAGUUCGUUUAGAUGUUAUUUUCUCUUUGUCUACAAUUAUGGAUUAUAGAUGCUUGUUGUUGUUAAUUUAUACCUACUAUAAGCACUUGUUUGUCGAUUGGAUAUACAUGUAUACUUAGAUAAAUAAAAUAUUGUGCAGAAUAUAAAAAUAACCGAUGUAUAAUCAAUAGACGGUAAUAAUUAGAUUCCGCGCUGGUGCCAUUCGUAAUGCACCCAUUGGGUAAAUUUCGGGUUGAAAAUAUUCUCGAAUUCCCUAUGGACA
Molecule: messenger RNA, 693 nt
Organism: Armigeres subalbatus
Lineage: Eukaryota; Metazoa; Arthropoda; Insecta; Diptera; Culicidae
Product: eclosion hormone-like
Exons: 2
Coding region: 153-443 (96 amino acids)
Biological process (GO): neuropeptide signaling pathway; ecdysis, chitin-based cuticle
Molecular function (GO): ecdysis-triggering hormone activity
Source: RefSeq, a predicted model, not a curated record